GUUACCUUUCUCAUCUCGUACCGUGAAUCCGAAUCGAUUCGACCUUCACAAUCUACUCACAUCACUACACACGCCCACAGUCACCCAUAGGCUCGUGAUGGCGCUACACCACGAUACAGACGAGAACGUUCGAGGUAAAGUGCAAGGGUUCAGGUCCCGCAGCCUGAUCCAGGCCGAGAAAUGUUCGCCUGUACUGAGGGGGCUCACGCUCCGAACACACGAACAGCAACGGUCGAUGAGGAACAGGCCAAGAUCGUCCGUCGAAGAGCUCAGAACAGAAUGGCUCAAGCCAUACAUCGGCAACGCAGAGAAUCAGAGGUCGCCACGCUCAAGGGCCAGGUCGAGGCUCUUCAGAGGACGAAUGUCACUCUGAUGGACACGAUCAAAGCCUUGACCGAACAUCAGGCGGUCCUCACAGCUGAAAUCGCUCGCUUGCGAGGCGAUUCCUGCGAAAGUAGACGUCCGGCGAGCAUCACGGUCACGGUCCCCUCCACCUUGUCUGCCCCGGAAUCCGACCGACCAUAUCAUUCGGAUCGAGGACCUGCGGAUGUCGCUGCCGACGAUGUGGCGGUGGUUGCUGAGAGCGAUCCAUGGAGCUCGAGGCCUGACCUAUCGUCACAAGGAUUCGACGUGUCGACGAACAACACCGCCCGUCCGCCUGCCGGUGAAGGGGAGGUGAGACACCCAGGCGUCUUUCCUCCCAUCGACGAUCCGGCCUCGCACGCUCUCUCCUUGGAAGCCGCUGCGAGAUUGAUCGAAUCAUCCUAUCGAGACGUGACGUCGGUCACGGAGUGUGAUCUUGCGGAGACGUGGAUCAACGCGGCGUUGCCGAGCGACGGACCGGGAGACCUGCCAGGCUCGAGAUCGUCAGGAAGCGAAUGGCAACAAGGCAGCUUGGGGGAUCGAUCGGACGUCACCCCCGGGUCCGUAACGUCGCCUAGCGAGAUCGUCACCAUCCUGACCAGCCACGUCUUCCGGUCAUGGGACGACCUUGCCUGUCCGGUCAUCCAAGCCAUGUUUUUCGUCUCGACGGGACAACGAGACGCACAGGUCGCCGUUUUCGACGGUCUCAGAGCGCUCAGUAGUAUCGAAUUGUGGGACAAGCUGAAUAGCGGACGGCAGGUCGGGCGGGAUUUGCUUCUAGACGACUUGUGUGAGAGUUUCAAAGCAAAGUCGCGCGUCAAUGACAAUCCGAUCUUCACGGUGGAUGAUGUCGACGAGAUCCUGGCUACUGUCGAUUACUGCACCCUCGUGCGCUGCGCCUAGCCGGGUAAUUUCUCGUGAUCUGUAUCAAGUUCGUGAACAGCACAUGUUUGUAGAUGCGUCCUCGUGAGGACCCUCGUUCGAUGGAUCCCUCGGGGUACUGUAUGAGUACAAUGAGUGAUUUAGUGCCGAC
Filobasidium floriforme is the source of this 1396-nucleotide messenger RNA. RefSeq lists its product as uncharacterized. The transcript has 5 exons. Gene Ontology annotation, molecular function: DNA-binding transcription factor activity. Gene Ontology annotation, biological process: regulation of DNA-templated transcription. The record is from RefSeq and is a predicted model, not a curated record. The coding region runs from base 181 to 1266 and encodes 361 amino acids. Lineage: Eukaryota; Fungi; Basidiomycota; Tremellomycetes; Filobasidiales; Filobasidiaceae.